CCUCAGCUCCCCCCCACAGAUGUCGGAGAGAUGGGGGGGCAGAUCUCGGGGGGGCAGAGGCAGGGGGUGGCCAUUGCCCGAGCCCUGCUCCGAGACCCCCAAGUGCUGAUCCUGGACGAUGCCACCAGCGCCCUGGAUACGGAGAGUCAGCUGUGGGUGGAGAAGGAGAUUUACGAGGGCGCUGGAGCCGAGCGCUCGGUGCUGCUCAUCGCCCAUCGCCUGAGCACCGUGGAGCGAGCCGACCGCAUCCUGGUGCUGGAGGAUGGGGAGAUCCGGGAGCAGGGCACCCACCAGGAGCUGCUGGCGCUGCAGGGCAGCUACUGGCGCCUGGCGCAGAAACAGCUCAAUGGGGAUGCGGGGGGCGGCUCCGAGGAUGGGCUGGGAGCUGGGGGGCCGUGAGGCUGGCACCGUGGGGAUCCUCCAGGGAGGGGGGGUUUCAGCUCCUCCUGCACGUGUGGUUCCUCCCCAGGGUGGGGGGGUUCUCAGAGCUUCCCCCCCAUAUGCGGCUCCUUCGCCCUGGGGACCUGGCACAGGACACAGGACCAGAGGGUGUGCAGGGGGCUCCGUCUCUGGACAAACCCCAGCUCUGAGACCUAUUGUGCUGCAGAGAGACCGGGGCCCCUUCCCAGCAGGGGGGCUUUGCUGGGGGAAUCGAGGCAGGCGAGUGAGGGGUGGGGCGGCUGGUGUUUGUCUGGCUUGUGUGUAAUAAAGUGUCUUGUUUUCU
Messenger RNA from Chelonoidis abingdonii (Abingdon island giant tortoise), 724 nucleotides. RefSeq names its product ATP-dependent lipid A-core flippase-like. Gene Ontology annotation, molecular function: ATP hydrolysis activity; ATP binding; ABC-type oligopeptide transporter activity. NCBI's taxonomy places the organism in Eukaryota, Metazoa, Chordata, Testudines, Testudinidae. The record is from RefSeq and is a predicted model, not a curated record.